Molecule: messenger RNA, 986 nt
Organism: Hyposmocoma kahamanoa
Lineage: Eukaryota; Metazoa; Arthropoda; Insecta; Lepidoptera; Cosmopterigidae
Product: probable serine/threonine-protein kinase clkA
Exons: 3
Coding region: 50-862 (270 amino acids)
Source: RefSeq, a predicted model, not a curated record
CGUGCCUACUUCUCUCAGCAAUUGCCUGAAGUAAAUAAGACAUUACAAAAUGAAGUUUUAUAUGUUUACAUAUCUCUUAAUAGUCGUGACGGCCGAAGAGUUUUUGGUAAUGCUAUACGAUAACUCGAAUGACUACGAAAUGCAGGAAUUUAUAGAAGAUCCAAAGUACACCAGAUUGCUGACCGAUUGCGACGACGAUAAAUUCAAUCAAAAUGUUAACAUACCAAGCACUUUGAAACUGAAAUCACAAAACACGAAUCCAUCAAAAUUAAGCUUUGGAAAUUACGCGGCUCAAGCCAGACCAGGUUACCAGAACUAUAUGCAGAAUACAAAAUCCUACAUGGACGGUUGGCUGCAGCAGUACGGCUAUAACAGGCCUUCCUAUGAUAAGACUCCACUUGGACAAUUACCACCUCCUCGUAAGAAGCGCCGGCAGUGGGUGAUACAUAACCCGAAUGGCUACCACCCAGUUAAUCGCCUAAAGGACAAUUACAAUAACAACUACGGCAACGUACAGAUAAAGGAUCGAUCGCCGUACUAUAAUAAGGGAUACAUAUACAAUAACAAUUACAACCAGUAUAAUAACAUCCAAAACAACAACAACAACAACAUCAACUACAGCAAAAACAGCCGCAACAAAAAUAACAACAAAAACAAAAGCAAACACAAAUACAAAAACAACCACCAGCACAACAACAACAAGCAAAACAACAAAAAGACGCCAGGCGCCAACAACAAGAGCGUCAACUGCAAUAACGGACGUUGCACCAUUUGUAUCAAUGAACAAUGUAAGGAAUGUAUUACCGGAAUGGGCAAGUGCGAAAUAUGUGUCGGUGGCUCUUGUAGCUCCGUCAGUCUAUAAUGGAGAAAACAAACGACAAAUUUCUUCCAGUAGGUGGUGUACCAUCUAGUGCUGCUUUUUUAACCAACUUCAAAAAAGGAGGAGGUUCUCAAUUCGUCUGUAUGUUUUUUUGUAUGUAUGUUAC